AGUCUGAGUCUCAGUCUGUCAGUCUUCAAACAUGCAGACUACGAGCUACACGUCGGUUCUUACCCUCGCCUUGUCCCUAGGACUCGCAGCGUCCUUACAAGUCCCUGAGUAUGUAAAGCAAUGCAAGCUGAGUUCGCCAAAUCUACAGGAAUGCUUGAUUGGGUCUUUGCAUCAUCUGAGACCUUAUCUCGUCAAAGGCAUCCCUGAGAUACAUCUGCCAAGUGUAGAACCCUUCAUACUGGACUCACUCUCACUAGCCCUGACUGGGGGAGACCAAGGCUACAAGAUUACACUGAGAGAUAUUCACAUGUAUGGAGCGAGCAACUUCACCGUCACCAAGCUCAAGCUAAGCAAAGACAACAAUCCAUUUGAAGCCAGAGUAUUGAUCCCUGAGAUGACGAUUGAUGCUAACUACACCAGCAGUGGAGUGCUGAUAAUCCUGCCAGCUAGUGGCGGCGGAACUUUCCACGCUAACUUGGGCAACGUGGUAGCUCUAGUAAAGGGCUUCACCAGCACAUACAAAAAAGAGGGCUUAGACUAUCUGACAAUUGACAAACUGAGCAUUGACCUCAACAUCAAAAACAUCAGGAUGAGAGUGGAAAAGAUCUUCAACAACAACAGAAUAUUAACUGAAGCAACCAAUCUGUUUCUGAGGGAGAACGGACACGAAGUGCUCAAUGUGAUGAUGCCCCAACUACGAAUCAAAAUGGCUCAAGUUAUAAAGAAAGUCGUCAACCAGCUGCUAUUGCACACACCCGUGCAACUCAUGGUGAAACCUUGAGUUAGUGAAAACGCUCAAGAAACAACUCAAGUGUACAAAGCAUAAAAAAUGAACUGAGGCCAGCUUUACCUAGGUGCUACAAAGUGUAAGACAUUGUAAUGUAGUUUAAUAGAUUGUGACAAAUACGACACCGUAAUGAAUAAUAAGUAUUACUUUUUUUAA
Molecule: messenger RNA, 943 nt
Organism: Macrosteles quadrilineatus (aster leafhopper)
Lineage: Eukaryota; Metazoa; Arthropoda; Insecta; Hemiptera; Cicadellidae
Exons: 6
Coding region: 32-781 (249 amino acids)
Source: RefSeq, a predicted model, not a curated record